This is a messenger RNA of Tachysurus vachellii, 6092 nucleotides long. RefSeq names its product microtubule-associated protein tau a (gene mapta). The record is from RefSeq and is a predicted model, not a curated record. Gene Ontology annotation, biological process: microtubule cytoskeleton organization; neuron projection development. Bases 243 to 2384 code for a protein of 713 amino acids. Gene Ontology annotation, cellular component: neuron projection. NCBI's taxonomy places the organism in Eukaryota, Metazoa, Chordata, Actinopteri, Siluriformes, Bagridae. Gene Ontology annotation, molecular function: microtubule binding. The transcript has 16 exons.
UAACAGCCGCGCAUGUUGAGUCGUGGUGUAUUUGAUUUAUUUAUUUAUAUACAUAUAUAUUUAUUUAUUUUAUUUUAUUUUAUUUAUUUAUUUAGCUUGCACGUAAAUAAACUAUUAACACAAAACAGAUCUUAAAUGAUGUUAAACGUCUAUGAAACAUGGAACAGCUGAAGAAUGAAGCCACCUUUCCAUCUUAUUCCCAGAGAUCCGGCCGCUGGUGUAACGACUGAUCCUCAAUUGCUAUGGACCAGCAGUACGAUUCAUUCAACAGUCACUCUAACCACUGCAACUCAGGCGAUGCCAUGGCAAACUCAGUCGCCGACAUGACCAUCAACGACCGUCACCAUGGGGAGCAGUUGGAGAAUGGCAUCAGUCUAAUGAAAGAGGUGUCUCAAGAAGCUUCAGUCAAACUGAGAGAAGAUAAGCUAAUAUCAGAGACCGAGGUCUCUAAUGUAGAUUGCGCCCUCUCUGAGGGGUUGGUGGAUUCUACAGAAGCAUAUGGAGAAGCUCAGCCAGCAUCUGCUCCUGCUGAUUCAAAUGGGCAGAGUGCCGGAGGUCCCACAGAUGUAGCAGAUGACUGUGCUUCAGGGGGUUAUGGUGAAGAUUGGCAAGACCUGGGGACUCGAGGCUUUUUAGACCAGAGUAUACCAGAAGAAGGAGAAGAAGAAGAAGGAGAAGAAGAAGAAGAAGAAGAAGAAGAAGAACAUUUUCUAAUGACUAGCUGGAGUGGCCCUUCUAAGCAUCUGCACCAUGGACCGGUCAGCCCUGAUCGCACCAGGAGCCUGUCCCUGGAGAGCGAGCUUCCUGUGUCCUUCUUAAUUCGCAGUUCAGCUCUGGAAGAUCUCACAGCCGUCGGGGAUAAGAUCACAGAAAGUGAGAGUGUCUCUGUUCCUGAAGAAUAUCUUCAAGAACCCUGCAAGGACUCCACUGAAAGAGGUCAUAACGAUGGGGAACACAUCGUGAUGAUUCAACAGGAAGAUACACCAAGUAUGAGCACAUUGCAUUGUCCCAAUGGUGAUUUAUCGGUGGAUCCGAGCUGUGUACACACCGAAGGAGGUGCUACACCGAAUCAGGACUUUGUCAAUGAUGCUCUGCUAGCACAAGGACACAUGCAGUGUCUGAGUUCAGUCUCAGCGACAGACCCUUACUUGGUACCGCAUAAAGAUCACAGUAAUUUAGAUGAAGAUCAUCCUGGAAAUCUAGAGACAGAAGGAAACGAAGCCGUUCCUUCUUUGAUGGACUCAAACGGUUCUCCAGUCACAUCCUACGGCUCACCGAGUAGAAAAUCUCGCGUACCCGUAUCUCAGUUCAAAGCUCAACCCAAGACUGACAAUGACAUUGAGAAGCGGGCUCCAGGAAGCAGGCCUUACGCUGCUGGCACGAAGAUCCCGGCGAUGACUCCUCCUCAGUCAGUGAAAGUGGAUCCGAAGAAACAAGUGAAAAAUGGAAAAGAGUCUCCCAAGACACCUGAGGCAAGUGGGCAAAGUAGUCCUGGCACCCCUAAGUCACCGGCUAGCAAGUCUCUAGGUGGUAAAACCCCGGUAGCAAAGGAUAUGAAGAAAGUGGCAGUCAUUCGCUCCACCCCCAAAUCUCCUGGCUCAUUGAAGAACCGUUCUCCAACCCCUCUGGCUGCUGCCGCACCCCUGCCUGACCUGAAGAACGUGCGCUCCAAAGUUGGCUCAACUGAGAACAUGAGACACCAGCCUGGAGGAGGCCGGGUCCAAAUUCUUGAUCAGAAGCUGGACUUUAGUAAUGUUCAGUCUAAGUGUGGCUCCAAAGACAAUAUCAAACAUGUACCCGGAGGUGGCAAAAUCCAGAUUCUUGACCAGAAAGUGGACUUCAGUAAUGUCCAAGCUCGAUGUGGUUCUAAAGACAACAUUAAGCAUACGCCUGGAGGAGGCAAGGUUCAGAUUCUCGAUCAGAAGUUGGACUUAGGUAAUGUGCAGGCUCGCUGCGGCUCCAAAGACAAUAUCAAACACACACCCGGAGGUGGCAAAAUCCAGAUUGUUCACAAAAAGUUGGACUUUAGCAGCGUGCAGGCGAAAUGUGGCUCAAAAGAUAACAUCCGCCACAAGCCAGGAGGUGGAAACAUUGAGAUCAGAUCAGAGAAAAUAGAAUUCAAGGCGCAGUCAAAGAUCGGCUCUCUAGACAACAUUGGCCACGUGGCUGGAGGCGGUCAGAAAAGGAUUGAGACACACAAGCUGAUGUUCCGGGAGCAGGCGAAGGCGCGGACUGACCAUGGCGCUGAGAUCAUCUCCCUGGAAGAAUCUCCCCAGCAGCUCAGCACUGUUUCCUCCUCUGGCAGCAUCAACAUGGCUGACCCACCUCAGCUCGCCACCCUUGCAGAUGAGGUGAGCGCGUCGUUGGCCAAGCAGGGCUUGUGAACUCUCCCCUUGUCCUCAGACCACAGUCCUACAACCUAUUUGUUUCAGUCACUUACAGACAUCGGAAAGUCUUCACCUCCCCAUUUCUGUUGCCAAUGAGGAUCCCGAAUCAAGGAGCCCCUCACUAUCACUGUUCAAAAUUUGCAACGUCAUUUGCAUUUGUCUCUUUAGCUGAACCUCCUACAUUCGAUUAUUUCCUUCUUUUACUUUGACAACAUCAGUCCUGUUUUCUAAACCAUUGGUUUGAAUUGUUUGAUCAGUCCCAGCUUCCCAAAACUGCAAAAAAUAUUGGAUGGUCUGGUAAGAAUGGAAAAUUUUUCUCGUCAUGCUUAUAGAAGGUUUUACAUUCAUUUGAUUCACAAGAAGUCAGAAAAAUUAAAAGCAUGAAGUAAGAAUUAAAAUAGUAACCCACUUAAAUGAUAAUACGGUUGUAGGAACUCCGAGGAAAUACUUUUAUUGUUUCUCCAAACAUUACGUUGCUUAACAUUGUGUCCACGUACAAAUAUUUCUAAACUAAAUUCGAUUUCUGAGAUAUUUCGAGUGGAUUUGGCGAGCUUCAUGUAAACGAAACGUUGUUUGUCAGCCACUUUUCUUACAGUAUUAUUCUGUGGAUAUGAGAUGUAUUUGUUAUGGAAAAAAGUGUUGAGCCUGCUGGCAGUCUUAAGUUUGUUUUUUUUUCUUUAUUGUCAGUACAACAUUGUAGAUGCCUCUCCUAUUUAACUUUUUCACUUUUGCAGCUUUGCGAUGUAGCUUUGGUGAUAAUAAUUCACUUGAAUUUAUAUUCCUGAAUGCUUUUACAUUAAGUCUUUUCAUCUUCGCCCAAUGUUAAGAAAUUGAAGUUACUGAUUUUACUAAAAAAAAAUUUCGGAAUGAUUUUCUUUUGUUUUUUUUUUUUGAAUGGCGUUCAUCAUUAUGGUAAUGAACAAGCUGCUGUUGGUGAUUUAGAACUGUGUGUUUUGGUGAUAAUUCAGUGGUAGGGAAAGAUUUUAAGUUCAAAUGCUUCAUGAAAUUAGACUACAUACAACAAGUGUAUCUUUAACCCAGAAGUGUUUUGUAUUCAUUUUCGUGCUUUGUUCAUGUCCAAACUCUUGUACUGUGAAAAGUUGGUUAUUGAGCGAACGGCAAAACGUUUCUUUCCUCGCUGACCUGUCUGUCACGUUUUGCGCAUUCACAGUCUACAUAGUGUUUUUGUAUUGUCCUUCAAACCCCAGUUGAAAUGCAUGGAAGACACAUUGUCUAUGCUCCUGUUUUACAGUUUUUUACAAUCGCUAUGACAGUUUUUUCAAUACAUUUAACAUAAGUUACAUUUAACAUUUCUCUUAACAUUUAACAUAUAAGUUUUUACAUAAGUUUCCUAAACUCUUAACGCACCAACACACCUAAAACACACAAUUGGCAAAACGGUUAAUUUCAUGCUCAAAAUCACACAUUGUAAACUAAACCCCAAAACUAAUUUUCAAAAUACAAUAAUAAACUAACACAAUACACCAUGUCUAACAAAACACUGCAAACAUGUUUUAAAAUCAAAUAUUUAUUCAAAACACUAACACAUGUUCUCUUUCAACAGGAACAUUUAGUCAAUCAUAACACAAUGACAAAAAAAAACACUAUCAUCAGCUGAAAUUACAGAAACUGCAUUAUUUUAUGUGUCAGGUCUGCCCUUAUACAAUAGACAGUAUAUAUUGUAUUGAUCAUAGAUUGUGUUUUGCACAGUAGUUUCUUUUGAAUCCUCUCUAAAUUUUUGUUUUGUUGGGUUUAGUAAAUGCAUGCAUUUUGUUUCUUUUGCUGCAGAAAUUCAAUAUAAAAAACAAAUGACCAUCUCAGAGUAGCUUUAUGAAACGUACAGUUUAUGUAAAAAAAAAUUACAGACACAGAACUGCUGCAGCAAAGACUUUAUUUGCAAAAGGACAUUACUGCAAAAUAUAGAAACAGAAAAGGCACCGGAAUUAUAAUAAAAAACAAAUUAAUCUUCUAAUCUGCCCCGUCUUCCUCAUUUGGCCACAUUCUGAGGAAGGUAGACGUUGAAUCCUUAGAGGGACAAAAUACAGUUACAUAUUAGAGCCCAGAGGCAUACAGUCACUCUAAUGCAGUAAAUGGUAAAAUUAUUUACACUUUGCUGUAGGAGAAGCAAUAUCCUACCUGUUGGUUUCUCUGAAAUUACUGACAAUGGAUGCCACUGUGUCCCGGCUGAGAUUUGGCUGUACUCGUUCACCAGCCUCUCUGUAUGAUAGCCCGUGGUUUAUGACAUGGUCAAUGAGAGUAGCUCUUAUUUGAUCAGUUACCCUAGCUCUGGUCCUUCUUUGAGCACCACCACGCAUUCUAACUCCUCUCCCUUGUCCUGGUACUCGUCUUCCUUUCCCUCGUGCAGACAUUUUUUUCUUUCUUUCUUUCUUUCUUUCUCUCUUUGUGUUGCUCUAUAUUGUUCCUUUUCCACACAAGAUCAGCCCAAAGAGGCGAUUGAAAAAACCUCAACACCUGAGUGUGGUUCCUAGAUGGGAAUCAGCUGUGAUUUAUAUAUUUGCAUAACUGCAAUAAGCUGUUUCUCAUUAGCAAUGGAAUAAAAUACAGGGAAUAUAUUUGUGUUUCAAUUCACAAUAUGAACAGCUGUUCACUUUGACUUUAGCCUAUAUAAGUUAUGUUUAGAACAUGAUGUUAUCUGUUCUGACAUACAGUAUGAAAGCAUUUGUAAUUUUGACUGUAAAAUGACAUUGUUUUGGUCUUGGUUGAGCUUGUGUGUAAAAGAAGUUAAAGCAUUUUAAAUUGGUGUUAACUGUAUGCAUUUUGUAUCAAAGCAACAAGAAAUGUGUUAAUUGUAUAGCAUACAAAGACGGAUGUUGUGCAAAGACGGAAAAAAACUGUCAUAGCGAUUGUAAAAAACUGUAAACCACAUUUUUUUUUUAAAUUAAGGUACAAAAUCAAGCUUUCAACAAAUGACACUGCUCAGAUUCUCCCUUAGUAGCCCAGCCUGCGUUGUCACAGCACGCGCAUCACGCUUCAAAGUGUCUAUCGACGCUCCUUGCAUGCUUCCGCAUCACCUCCAAGUUUAAACACUGUUCUUUUUACUGUAUAUUCUGUAAUCGGGAUUGUGCUUUUUUUCUGCACCGUAUAGCCGUAGAAGGGAAUAUACUACCCAAAAAAAUUACCCCCCCUUUCUUUAUGAUGGAGGAGGAGCUGUAUAGAUAGCGUUAGUUAUAUAAUCUGUGUGUUUUAACGUUUAGGAUUCGUCUAUUUGCCAAGGAAUACUGAGUGCUGAAAAAAUGUCAAAAAAUAUAUAUAGCAGAGCAGUUCAGCGGUUGUUGCUCGCACCAUGUUAAUCUGCAUGCUAAGUUAUCUGGACUUUUCUGUUUGUUGGUUUGUUUUCUAUGGAUCAGCAAUGUGUUUUUGAAUGGUCUUUGAUGGGGUUUGUAUACUGUAUGUGGGCUUCUGGAAGUUUUGCCCUGGGUGAAAGAAGUUGUGUUCCGUGUACAAGAGUAUGUCAAGGGGAAAGGAACCGCAAUCCUGAAAUGACCUUGUAAAGAUGGAAGGCCACCACUUUGAGCGUAAUGGUGGGUUUGCCAUCCUGCAGUCAUUGACACCAUUCACCUAAUUCUGCACUUGUACAUUUUAGCUUGAGAAAUGUGAUUUUCAAUAUUGUUCUUGUGUGUUUUAAUAAUAACUGAUUCUUGUUAAUGUACAUGUGAAUUUGGAAAUAAAGGCUAUAAAGAAUAA